UUUUUAGGUUGCGGUGUGUAAGAUUUUCGAUGGUGUUGGCGUCUUGUGUGGCGAUUUACAUUUAUUCAUGUUAAUGAAAUAAUAAUUAGCAGUCGUAGAGCCACCAAAAAUGUAUAAAAAUAUAGUCAAUAUGUUUAGUUACAAAGUAUUAGCGACAGUGCUUGUGCUGAUCUGUCACAGCUUUUACAACCCAACCGAUAGUGGGGCUGUACAAAUUACUCAAAACAAUUUAGAUAUGAUUUUAGCAUCAAAUGAAGUAGUGUUCAUAAAUUUCUACGCUGAGUGGUGUAAGUUUAGUAACAUGUUGAUGCCGAUAUUUGAUGAUGCGGCGGACGAGGUGUCAAAAGCGGGUUACGACCCCGGGAAGGUUGUGAUGGGGAAAGUGGACUGCGACAAAGAAGGUGCUAUAGCUACAAGAUUUCACAUCUCCAAGUAUCCUACACUAAAGCUGUUUAGAAAUGGUAUACCUGCUAAGAAGGAGUACAGAGGACAACGUUCAGUGGAGGCUUUUGCAGAAUUCAUUAAGAAACAGUUAACGGACUCUAUCAUAACAUUUGGAUCAUUGAAGGAGCUACUUGAUUUGAGUGAAGAGAAGCGGCAUAUUAUCGGCUACAUGGAUAGACGUGAUCAGGCAGAAUAUGAAAUGCUGAGGAAAGUAGCUGCCAAUCUUAAAGAUGAGUGUCUCUUUCACGCUGGAUUUGGAGACGCCUCUCAGCAAAUGCACCCUCCAGGCCAGCCCGUGGUUGUGUUCAGAGCUGAUAGAAAAAAAUCUAAUGAACCUGAUGAAACUUACAAAGGAUCUCUUACAAAUUUUGACGAAUUAUAUGCUUGGGUUCAGGAGAAAUGUAUCCCACUCGUUCGUGAAAUUACAUUUGAAAAUGCAGAAGAGCUUACUGAAGAAGGGCUGCCGUUCCUUAUCUUGUUCCAUCACCCCACUGAUACCGAAAGUGUUAAGAAGUACAAGGAUGUAAUCAACAGAGAACUGCAAUCGGAGAAACAGAACAUAAACUUUUUAACUGCUGAUGGCAAGCGUUUUGAGCACCCUCUCCAUCACCUGGGCAAAUCCACUUCUGAUCUUCCGCUGAUCGCUAUAGACUCCUUCAGACACAUGUACCUGUUCCCCGAUUACAACGACAUGGAGAAACCGGGGAAACUCAAACAAUUCUUACAAGAUCUCUACUCCGGGAAACUGCAUAGGGAGUUCCACUACGGUCCAGAUGUUCCUCAGAUCUCGGAAUCCAAUGUGAAAGUGACAACGCCUCCAGAGUCUACGUUCAAGAAGCUAGCACCAUCUAAGAACAGAUAUACACUGCUCAGAGAUGAGUUAUAAACUUGUGAA
This is a messenger RNA of Aricia agestis (brown argus), 1339 nucleotides long. RefSeq names its product endoplasmic reticulum resident protein 44 (gene ERp44). The record is from RefSeq and is a predicted model, not a curated record. The coding region runs from base 110 to 1330 and encodes 406 amino acids. NCBI's taxonomy places the organism in Eukaryota, Metazoa, Arthropoda, Insecta, Lepidoptera, Lycaenidae. The transcript is spliced from 7 exons.